Boleophthalmus pectinirostris (great blue-spotted mudskipper) is the source of this 3155-nucleotide messenger RNA. Its product is annotated as F-BAR and double SH3 domains protein 1-like. The coding region runs from base 554 to 2668 and encodes 704 amino acids. Gene Ontology annotation, biological process: regulation of actin filament polymerization; neuromuscular synaptic transmission. Gene Ontology annotation, molecular function: protein binding. The transcript is spliced from 21 exons. Lineage: Eukaryota; Metazoa; Chordata; Actinopteri; Gobiiformes; Gobiidae. Gene Ontology annotation, cellular component: neuromuscular junction; recycling endosome. The record is from RefSeq and is a predicted model, not a curated record.
CAUGGAGGAGGAGAGAGAGGGAGGGACAGCAAGUGAGGGAGGAGGUGGAGAAAGAAGAGAGAGAGGAGAGUGAUAGAGAAACUAGAAGGAGAGGAGAAGAGAGAGAAAGGGAGAGAAGGAGAGUAAUAAAGAGAGAGACAGGAGAAAGGAGACAGCAAGUGAGGGAUGAAGUGGAAAGAGAAAGAGGAGUGUGAUAUAGAGACCAGAUAGAGAGGAGAAGAGAGAGAGAGAGAGAGAGAAGGAGAGCGACAGUGAGACAGAAAGACAGAGAGGAGAGUGACAGAGAGUCCAGGAAGGGAGGAGAGUGAUAGAGAGACUGGGAGGAGAGGAGAAGAGAGAGGGAAAGAAAACAAAGAACAGUGAUAGCGAGACCAGGGAGAGAGGAGAGAAAGAGAAGGAAAGCGACAGAGAGAGACAGGAGAGAAAAGAGAGAAAGGAGGGGGGGAGCAAGUGAGAGGGCGAGAGAGAAAGGAGAGAGGCAGAGAGAGAAAGGAGUGCAGACACAGAAAGAGGAAGUGUCGUUCAAAAGCACCAGCAGAGCGGACGAGCGAGGAUGCAGCCGCCCACUAAGAUUAAAGAAAUCCAGCAGGUCAAGCAGCUCUUCUCUGACCAGCUCACAAAACUACAGAGCAAACUACAGCAGGACACAGAGCUCCUGGAGGAGAUCAGGUUGUUCACCAAGCAGCGGGCCGCCAUAGAGAGAGACUACGCCCAGGCUCUGCAGAGGUUAGCCGUGCAGUACCAGAAGAAGGACUGGCAAAGAGCAAACUCGGACUCCAUCUCUUCUAGCAGUGUGUUUGGGGUCUGGAGAGCCAUAGUAGAUGCCACAGCCCAGAUGGCCUCAACACGACUCUCAGCCUCAGAGGAAUAUCGCUCGCUGACACUGCACACUUCUAGAAGUCUGCGCAGCUCCAAAGACAAUCAUGCAAAGAAGGGGAUGGAGCAGCUGCAGAAGAUCCAGGCAGAACUCCUGGACUCUCUGAGGGAGCUCCAGCGCAUCAAGAAGAGCUACCACCAGCUCAGUCUCAUCGCUCACACGGCCAGAGAGAAGGCUGCAGACGCACACGCCAGAGCUAGAAAGAGCGAACAUGGCCUCUUUCAUUUCAAAUCACACAAGAUGAUCACGAAGGUGAAUACCCGGCUGAAGGAGUGUGACGACCGUUUGACUGAAGUGAGGAAUGAGUAUCUGCUGACCCUGGCAGCGCUACAAGCUCACCAGCAGCACUACUACAGCCACGACCUGCCCGCAGUCAUGGAGCAGAUGGAUGGCAGUGUGUACGAGGAGCUGAGGGGACACUUCAGUCGUCUGUGUGGGACGGAGCUGGACACGUGUGCGUCCACUCACUCACAGCAUAGCCACAUCUGGGACACGCUCCGCAAGGUGACCAGAGAGCGGAGUGUCCAGCAGUUUCUCCAGGAGUCCUCCGCCUUCAGCAAUCCCCCCAACUUCAGCUUCCAGCCCGCUCCCAAAGAUCAGGUGUAUGUUCUCCAGGACCUGAGCGGCUCUCCUGACCAGAGCUGUCUGCAGCGGGAGGUGAAGAAAUGGGCCUCCAAAGCAGCCAAAGAUUACAAGGUCAUCGCACACGGGGAGAGGGCCCUGGAGGUGCUGCAGAGCCGUCUGAAGCUUCUGUCUGGAGAAACAUCUGCCAGUGUGGAGCAGAAGAUCACAGAGGUGCAGGACACCCUCAGGAAGACUCAGCUGAGCAGGGUGAAGGCAGAGGCCCGUCUGCAGCUCCUGUCCCACAGUGUGCCCGGGACACAGGACCGUGUGCAGCAGGCUCUGCACACCGCCCACCUGGAGCUGGAGCAAGAGAGGAGGCUGAGCGAGAGCAGGAAGUCCACUGGGAAUGAACAAGAGGAAGACUUUGAGUUGACAGACCUGGAGGAGUUUGAGGAGGAGGCGGACAUUUUCGUAGACUCCGCCGCCUCUACUGCUCUUUGUGUUUGCCCGUCCUCCUGCAGAGUCCUCUACAGCUACCAGGCCUGUCAGUCAGACGAGCUGUCUGUGAUGGAGGGAGAGGAACUCCAGGUGCUAGAAGACGGAGACAUGGAGGACUGGUUAAAGGUUUGCAACUCCUGUGGGCAGGUGGGCUACGUGCCGGUGCGCUACGUGCAGUUCCUGUGUUUACCAGCAGAGGGAACCCCACCCCCGGACACCUCUUACAGUUCCACUUCCUCCACCGGCCUCAGGGAGUCAGGGGCCAGUCCAGGAUUGGCCCGAGCUCUUUACUCCUACCAAGCACAGAGUCCAGAGGAGCUGUCAUUCCAAGAGGGGGCGCUCAUCCACCUUAUUCGCUGUAAACACGGAGAGGUGGACGAUGGUUUCUGGGAGGGGGCGCUAGAGGGACACGUGGGACUGUUCCCCUCUCUGGUGGUGGAGCUCCUAGAGGAUGAAGCAGAGGAGGAGGGUGAGGAGCAGGAGCCUUUACCCACUCCCACAAUGCCCUCCUGUUCCCCUCCUGCCCUGCACCCACAGAGCCCAGAGCCGAGUGCAGACGCUGCCUGUACUCCCCCUGGUGGAGCGGAAAACAUACAGCACACACCAGAUCCACCCGAGCAGCCGGACCCACACGCAAAUCCUGACAGAGGCAGCAGUCCACCAAGUGUGUCCACCCCUCGACUGAGACCGUGUCGGGCACCACCACCACCCCCCACCCAAAGGACCUGACCAUUGCCAUAAACAUCUGUAACCUACAUUCUUUACUGCUGAUGUUGACCCUGGAACUCUAUUCUACCCUUGAGGAAUGUGGACUUGUGAUUUUUUAUAUUUUUUUCUCAUAAAAAAAUACAUUCACAGUUUGCACAAUGCAUAAAAGUUGAUGUUUACAUUUUUGGUUUUGGUUCUUACCCAUUCAGAAAGUAUAAAUCUGUGAUUAUUUGUGAGUAUGUUUUAUGAGAAUUGACAAAAAAAUAAAGGAAGAAAAAUAACCGACAAAUUAAUAUAACAUUGCAAAAACUCAACUCUAGCCAAGUGAAGAUGACUUGAAUGAAGAACGUUUUAUCAUAAUUUGAGUCAAUUUCACUUGACAAGAAAAAUUAUCUACUAGUGAAACAAGACUUUUUGAAGAGAAAAUAUGAAAAUACAUCUUUGAUUCUUGCUUAAAUGAAAAAAAAAAAAAAACUCAAAUAAAGUCAAAUAUUCAUCUUUUAAGUCA